AUGGAGAGAGGAAUGAGAGAAAGAGAUGAAGAGGAGAAUGGAAAAAGCAAGUGUAAUGAGGGGGUGGGUGAAAGAAAGGAAAAGGAGGGAUGCAGAGAUAAGACAGAGGGCAGGAAAGGGAGUGAAGGCAACACAGGCAGGAAGGAGGGAGAAUGUGAAGAGGCAAAGGUGGCAGAAAAGGGGGGGGCCCAGCUGCUUCUGGACGGGACGACCCGCCGGGACCGGCCCCUAUUCUCACCAACAAGCUCACAGGGACCAGACCUGUCUGGAAUGAUGAGACUGUCUUUUGGCAUUCUCCACAUCAAGGAGAGCCCUUGUGUCUCCCUGUCUGGUGUCACCGUGGCUCUGUGUCUUCUCACCCUCCUCCUGGUGACCCUCAGGGGCCGUAAGGGCCUCAAAUCCCUCUACCACCAUGAUCAGCAGCAUUCCCCACAGGACUGCACGAGACACCCGCCUCCCCCUGGCCCCGCACCGUGGCCUCUUGUUGGCAAUCUGCUUCAGAUGGGGGACCAGAUCCAUCUCUCCCUAACCAGCUUAAGGCUGCAGUACGGAGAUGUGUUCAAGAUACAUUUGGGCUCUUUGACUGUGGUCGUCCUAAGUGGGUACACCACCAUCAGGCAGGCACUGGUUCGGCAGGGUGAGGCUUUUGCAGGGCGACCUGACCUCUUCACCUUUUCGGCUGUGGCCAACGGGACCAGUAUGACCUUCAGUGAGAAGUAUGGACCUGCCUGGACGCUGCAUAAGAAGCUGUGUAAGAACGCGCUCAGGUCUCUCUCCCAGGCUGAGCCCAGGGGAUCCGGUGCCACCUGUCUGCUGGAGGAACAUGUGUGUGCUGAGGCGGCUGAGAUGGUGGAGGUGCUUCGAGAACAGGCCGCUGCGGAGGAAAUGAAGCAUGAGAACGGCAGUGGUGUGGCAAGUAUAGACCCGGUGGUUCCCCUGGUAACCUCGGUGGCAAACGUUGUCUGUGCCCUAUGCUUUGGGAAAAGGUAUGACUAUAACGAUAAGGAGUUCCUCACUAUUGUUCACAUCAACAAUGAGGUCCUGCGGAUCUUUGCCGCUGGGAACCUGGCUGACUUCUUCCCUGUGUUCCGUUACUUUCCGAGUCCGUCACUGAGAAAGAUGGUCCAGCACAUCCACAGGAUGAACAGCUUCAUGGAGCGGAGCAUCGAGGAGCACAUAAACACCUUUGAUAAGAACUGCAUCCGGGACAUUACAGAUGCCCUUAUAGCACUUUGUGAGGACAGAGAAGAGGAUAAGGACAAAGCUGUGCUUUCCGACUCUCAGAUCAUUCACACUGUCAUCGAUAUCUUUGGAGCAGGAUUUGACACCAUCAUCGCUGGCUUACAGUGGAGUCUGUUAUACCUCAUCAAGUUUCCUGACAUCCAGGACAGAAUACACAAGGAGAUAGAUGAGCACAUCGGUGCGGCCAGGCUGCCCAGGUUUGCGGACAAGCCUAACAUGCCUUUCACUGAGGCGUUCUUAUAUGAAGUGUUUCGCCACGCGUCCUACGUCCCGUUCACCAUACCUCACUGCACCACAACAAACAUCACCCUGAAUGGAUUCUUCAUUCCCAAAGACACUUGUGUCUUCAUUAACCAGUAUCAGGUCAAUCAUGAUGUUGAUCUAUGGGGCGACCCAGAUGUGUUUCGCCCUGAGCGCUUCCUGGAUGGGUCAGGACGCCUCAACAAGGAGCUGACAGAGAAGGUUCUCAUCUUCGGCAUGGGGAAGAGACGCUGCCUCGGGGAUGGAUUUGCACGUUUGGAGAUGUUUGUCUUCCUCACCACGCUGCUCUACGGACUGCGGCUCCAAAACGUUCCAGGACAGGAGCUCGAUCUCAGCUCCGACUUCGGUCUGACGAUGAAGCCACGGCCCUACCGGAUUAUCAUCUCCUCGAGGCUGUAG
Molecule: messenger RNA, 1902 nt
Organism: Myripristis murdjan (pinecone soldierfish)
Lineage: Eukaryota; Metazoa; Chordata; Actinopteri; Holocentriformes; Holocentridae
Gene: cyp1d1
Product: cytochrome P450, family 1, subfamily D, polypeptide 1
Exons: 9
Coding region: 1-1902 (633 amino acids)
Biological process (GO): progesterone metabolic process; hormone biosynthetic process
Molecular function (GO): heme binding; steroid 17-alpha-monooxygenase activity; oxidoreductase activity, acting on paired donors, with incorporation or reduction of molecular oxygen, reduced flavin or flavoprotein as one donor, and incorporation of one atom of oxygen
Source: RefSeq, a predicted model, not a curated record